This is a messenger RNA of Misgurnus anguillicaudatus (oriental weatherfish), 3147 nucleotides long. The record is from RefSeq and is a predicted model, not a curated record. NCBI's taxonomy places the organism in Eukaryota, Metazoa, Chordata, Actinopteri, Cypriniformes, Cobitidae.
AUCUUUACUUUACUCCACUAUUUAUUUUUUUGCCAACUUUUUACUUUUACUCCUUACAUUUAAACGUAAUUAUCUGUACUUUCUACUCCUUACAUUUUAAAAACAAGCUCGUUACUCUAGUUUCGGAUUUUUUGUUGUUGUUGUUCAACCCAGACUGAUUUCGAGCGUCAUUGGAUGAGACACAGAACCCCCUAACAUUCAGAGAUGUCAUUGGUGUGUGGGCUGUCCUGUCCAUCUGCGCAUGGCACGAAACGAAGUGCACGUUGAAACCGCGGCAAAAUUGAUUCAGUUGGUAAGAGAAGAGCAUGAUGUCUAGCGAAAUGUCAGAAGCGUCUGAAAGCACAGGAGAGAACGUUGGUAGUAGUUCUAGUGAUGGCGACCAGCAAAACCUUUCUCAUCCCUGGCCUUACCUGAAAGAAUUGUUCGAAAUUGUCGGGAGCAAAAACGACUCGUGGAAAAUGCACUGCAAACUUUGUGAACCAAAGAACCAUGUAAUUUUGGCUUUCAAGAACUCUCCUUCCAACUUGAAGAAACAUGUCGAGAGAAAACACCCUAAUCAUCUGGCGAGAUACAAAACUUUCACUUCAAACGCCCUAAGAAGAAAGCCAGAAGGAGCACCAGAUGAAAGCCCCCCAUCCAAGCAAGCUAAGUUAUGGGAAACCAGAAGAGUGUCCCAGGCCAGUUUGGAUAAAUCAGUCCUCCAUUUUAUCAUACAAGGCCUUCACCCACCUAAUGUAGUUGAGCAGCAGGGUUUCAUAGAUCUUGUACAUCUUCUCCAGCCCAAUAUAAAAGUGAUUUCACGCAACACUGUUGUGAACAAAGUAGAGAAGGCUUCCCUGGAAAUGAAAAACAAUCUUAAAACCGCUCUAAGUGAACUUCAGUUCAUUGCCACUACAACUGACUGCUGGACAGCUUACAGGCGUGGAUUCAUAGGUGUCACAGCACAUUGGCUAGACCCCCAGACUAUGACGAGAUGUUGCGCUGCCCUAGCCUGCAGACAGCUUAAAGGUUCACAUACUUUUGAUGUCCUUGCCAGUGCUCUGAACGAUAUCCACAGUGAAUUUAAUAUUCGUGAAAAGAUUACACGCACUACAACGGACAAUGGCUCAAAUUUCGUAAAAGCUUUUAGGGUUUAUGGUCAGACUGAUGAAAAUAACAAUUUAGCAGCAGAGAGUGGUAAAGGAGAUGAUGAUGAUGAUGAUGGUGGUGGUGGUGAUUAUGAAUAUGAUGAUGAAGAGCAGGAUAGUACUGAGAGCAUGGAGUUUGUUGAAGCUGGAGCCAUACUGGAUGAAGACGACUCCCUGGAAUAUCAGCUUCCGAAACACCAUCGCUGCGCAUGCCAUCUUCUCAACUUGGUGUCAACAACUGAUGUUGAGGAGGCAAAUGCUAACACAGUUUACAAAAGGGUCUCGCGCUCAACAUUUUCGAAGUGCUGGAGUCUGUGGAAUAAAAGUGCAAGGUCAACCACAGCAGCAGAGAUCAUUGAGGAGACUUGCAAACUCCAGCUCUUGAGGCCAAAUGCAACAAGAUGGAACAGCCUUUUCUUAGCAGUGGAAAGGAUUGUGAGAAUUGCCAGAGAACAUGGAGAUGGGGCCAUUGCAGCUGUCUGCAGUGCACUGAAGAUACCAAUGUUUACUCCUGUCGAGCUUGCCUUUCUGUCCGAAUAUGCAAAGACUAUGAGCCCAGUUGCAAAGGCUCUUGACGUACUUCAAGGAGAGACCAAUGUGCAAAUGGGAUGGUUGGUCCCUACAAUAACCUUACUCAAGACAAAGCUCCAGCACCUUCACACUUCUUCCAAGUUCUGUAGGCCAUUGAUUGAUGCACUUUUAGCAGGACUUGAAAAACGAUUUGGACAAAUGCUUAAAGAUCCGGAGCUGAUAGCCGCGGCUAUACUAGUCCCCAAAUUCAAGACGUGCUGGACAAGUGAUGAACAAAUCAUAAAACUUGGCCUUGACUAUAUCAGAAGUCACUUGAAAGACCAAACUGUGGAGAAUCCACGUGAGAGCUCCCAUUCUUCAGAGGAGGACGACUUCUUUUCUGCAAUCAAACAGACCACCAGUUCCCAAGAAAAUGCUAAACAGUUGGAGACUUACCUUGGAUGCCCAGGUGAUACAGUAGAUAUACUUAAGUCUUUCCCGGCAGUAUGCAACCUGUCAUUGAGGCUUAACACAGCACUACCAGCCUCAGCAGCCUGCGAGAGACUGUUCAGUUCGGCAGGACUGAUCUUUAGACCAAAAAGGGCACGUACUGAUUCUAAGAACUUUGAAAACCAGCUUCUUUUGAAGCUAAACAGAAGGUUCUGGUGAUUUGUAUAGGAUAUGUCAAUGUAUUCUUUCUAUCAUACACAAACACAGGAAUACUGACUGUCUCUUUCUUUCAUUCUCUCCAUUCACACACUCACACACACUCUCACACAGUCAAUCACACACACACAGUCACACCAACAGACACUCUCUUUUUGUUCAACAUGGACUGACAUGCACUUUUGUUCUUGCACAAAGUCCCAAUUCAAGCACUUAAGGCUUCAGAGACUGUUGAUAUGUACCUAGGGUACACUUUAGUAAGUUACUCCCACGUUUUUGAUGGGACUCCGGGAAUAAUGCACAACAAAGAUGUAUACCACUGCCACAAAUCCUCACUGCACAUACAAAAUGUACAUUCUUGCACUCUCCUAGUGCCAUGUGCAAAACUUUUUUUUUUUUUUUUGGUAGUGUUUCUCUGUAUACUGUAUACGAGUUACUCCAUGUUUUGAAGGGGUUUCUUUUGCAUAGGUUUGAAGUCUCAGUUUGAAGUCUCUGUCCUCUUUUUGUCCACCCACACUUAAAUGUAUGCAGUAUAUUUCUCUCCUUAACAUGCACUGAUAAGAACACUCCUUAAUACACAGACACUCAGGUCACAGUCAUUUGCUGCUAAAAUAAUGUUCUGAUAGUUUUGCAGGCCAGGAUAUGUCUUGAAUAUUACUACCUCAGUUUGAAAGUCUAUUUGUAUUCCAAUAAAGUUUGAGGAAAACAUGCCCAUCAGGUUUGUUGUCUUAGCAUUAUGUUUUUGUUUAAUGUUUCACCGUGUCUUGGGAUCCAUGUAGCACUAAUCAGUUGUUAAAUUAAAGGAGUAGUCCAGUUUAAAGAUGGGGACCAUUUGACUUUUCAU